Haliaeetus leucocephalus (bald eagle) is the source of this 972-nucleotide messenger RNA. RefSeq names its product vascular non-inflammatory molecule 2-like. Lineage: Eukaryota; Metazoa; Chordata; Aves; Accipitriformes; Accipitridae. Bases 1 to 972 code for a protein of 323 amino acids. The transcript has 5 exons. The record is from RefSeq and is a predicted model, not a curated record.
AUGGAGCUUUUGCAGUACAACCUGUUUAGAAGAGAAACUCAGUUUAAUUACCCAAAAGAGCCAGAAGCUGUCACUUUUGAGACCCCCUUUGGGAAGUUUGGCAUUUUCACUUGCUUCGACAUCCUUUUCUACGAGCCUGCCGUGGUCCUGGUGAGCGAGCUGCAGGUGGACACCGUGCUCUUCCCGACGGCUUGGAUGAACGUCCUGCCGUUUCUGACUGCGAUUGAGUUUCACUCUGCCUGGGCUAUGGGCAUGGGUGUUAAUUUACUUUCAGCAAAUACUCACGACAUCAGUUUGGCAAUGACAGGCAGCGGGCUGUUCACGCCGGAGGGACCCACCGCCUACCACUACGACAGUGGGACCGAGGAGGGACGUCUCCUGCUAGCAGAGCUGAGCGCACGGCCCCGUCUUUCCCCCACCUACCCCCCGGCUGUCAACUGGAGCUCAUAUGCCACAAGCAUCAAGAGAUUUCCAGGAGGAAAAGACACUUUUUUGGGAGCUGUCCGGCGAGAUAUAUUCACUUUCAGUGAACUCAGGCACAAAACUGGAAAUUACACGGUUUGCCAAGGAGACCUCUGCUGUCAUUUGAUCUAUCGGAUGUCAAACAAGAGCAAAGAUGAAGUUUAUGUCCUGGGUGCAUUUGAUGGGCUUCAUGGUUCUCUCAUAAAGUACCACUGGCAGAUAUGCACGCUGCUCAAGUGCAAGAGCACAGACCUGAACACGUGCGGGCAGCCGGUGGAGAUGGCUCAGACCAAGUUUGAGAUGUUCUCCCUCAGCGGCACAUUUGGCACCAACUACGUCUUUCCAGAAGUCUUGUACAGUGGGGUGCAGCUGGCCCCCGGGGAGUUUGAGGUGCUACGUGACGGACGUUUGAAAAGUAAGCAUGGCACAUCAAAACCGCUCAUAACAGCAACACUUUUUGGAAGGCUUUAUGAAAAGGACCUGCCGCAUCCUCUGCGAACCUCCUUGUAA